Messenger RNA from Sphaeramia orbicularis (orbiculate cardinalfish), 1855 nucleotides. RefSeq names its product checkpoint kinase 1 (gene chek1). The record is from RefSeq and is a predicted model, not a curated record. Gene Ontology annotation, biological process: protein phosphorylation; DNA damage checkpoint signaling. The transcript is spliced from 14 exons. Gene Ontology annotation, molecular function: ATP binding; protein serine/threonine kinase activity. Lineage: Eukaryota; Metazoa; Chordata; Actinopteri; Kurtiformes; Apogonidae. The coding region runs from base 123 to 1499 and encodes 458 amino acids. Gene Ontology annotation, cellular component: cytoplasm.
GUAUUACCGGAAGUUGACGUAAAACAGCGCGCCAAAUUCACUACACCAAAACACAUGUGAGUGUAUGUAAAACCCGAGAGGAUAAAGAUACGAACAUUGCAGGCUGAGGGAGGCUGUGCAGCAUGGCGGUACCUUUCGUGCAGGACUGGGACCUGGUUCAGACGCUUGGAGAAGGAGCUUAUGGAGAAGUGAGGUUACUGGUGAACAGACAGACUGAGGAGGCAGUUGCAGUGAAGGUGAUCGAUACCUCUCAGGCCAAAGAAUGUGCUGAAAAUGUCAAGAAGGAGGUCUGUGUCCAUAAGAGCCUCAGCCAUCAAAACAUUGUUCGUUUUUUUGGCCAUCGAAAGGAAGGUUCAACUGUGUAUCUCUUCUUGGAGUACUGCUCUGGAGGGGAGCUGUUUGACCGAAUCGAGCCUGAUGUGGGGAUGCCACAAAAAGACGCUCACAAGUUUUUCCAGCAGCUAAUUGCAGCUGUGGAGUACCUUCACAGUGUUGGCAUCACUCACAGGGACAUAAAACCAGAAAAUAUUUUGCUGGAUGAUAAAGAUAACCUGAAGCUGACAGAUUUUGGCCUAGCCACAAUGUUUCGCCACAAAGGACGAGAGCGUCUUCUUACCAGACUCUGUGGGACCCUUCCUUAUGUGGCUCCAGAGCUUCUCAGCCAAACGGAGUUCAGUGCUCAGCCUGCAGACAUUUGGGCUUGUGGAAUUGUCCUCACUGCCAUGCUGGCUGGAGAGUUACCGUGGGAUCAACCCAGUGAAAGUUGUCAAGAGUACUUAGAUUGGCUGCAAAAGAAAACCUACCUACCUCCUUGGAAGAAAAUACCGCCUAUGCUUCUUGGUUUGCUGUCCAAAUUACUUCUGCCCAAUCCAGACAGACGAAUUACCAUCUCAGACCUAAAAAAUGACCGCUGGUUUGCUCAAGGUGUAAAGCAACCACCAGUCUCAACUGGGAACAAACAUUUUCGUUCUGAAGUUGGAGUCCUGUCCCGAGCCAACAGUGAUGACAGGAUGCAGUUUUCCAGCUCUCAGCCAGAUCUCGUCCCAGGAGGCUGUGAAACUGUGUCAUUCCUCGGCCAAACUGAUGGUCAGGUGAGCUUCUCUCAGCCGACCAAACCGGAGCACAUGCUGCUGGGAAGUCAGCUAAUGGGGACACCCGGAGCCAGCCAGAAUCCUUGGCAGAGAUUAGUGCGGAGAAUGACUCGUUUCUUCACCAAUGUGGACGCUGAUGCAUCCUUCUCUGGUCUGCAAGAUGCCUGUGAUGGUCUGGGACUUAGUUUCAAAUGCAGCUGCACCAAACAGGUGACUGUGAGCACACUGGACAAACGCAACAACAAACUGAUCUUCAAAGUCCAUUUGCUGGAGAUGGAUCAGAAAGUGCUGCUAGACUUCAGACUGUCCAAGGGAGACGGUCUGGAGUUUAAGCGUCUUUUCGUGAAGAUAAAACAGAAACUUGGUGAUAUUAUCAGCACCCAGAAGAUUUUACACCCCCUCAUGUGACUGGCUUUAUCCUCACAGCUUCUGGUGUUUACAGUUCAACACACUGUAUUGGACUUUGAAGAGAAAACCUGUAUAUAUUUAGAUGUUCUACUGUUUUUAAAGCUGUCUGUUUUGUUUGCUCUUUGUUUUCUUGUGUUUGUACCCUUCUGAGAACCGGUUAAGUUUAAGGAAGAGGCCAUUUCAAAGAUGGCACUUGUAGAAGCGCUUGACAACUAUGUUUAAUUGGAUUGUGAACUUCAUUAUGUUCACAAAGGGACAGAUGUGUUGUUUUACUCCUUUGAGAAGACUGAUGUGUUCUGAUUAUGUUAUGUCUGAUAUGUUAUGACAUGAUAGUCCAAAGUCUCAAAUAAAUUAUU